Phalacrocorax carbo (great cormorant) is the source of this 3488-nucleotide messenger RNA. The record is from RefSeq and is a predicted model, not a curated record. Lineage: Eukaryota; Metazoa; Chordata; Aves; Suliformes; Phalacrocoracidae.
CAGCGGGAUCCCGCAGGGCGGGAGGGCUGGCGACGGCCGGGCUGCGGCUCCAGCAGCGCGGCGCCCCUCGGGCCGGCUCCUCCGGCGGACACAGACGCGCUGGAGCCAGCCCAGCCCAGGGCAGGGCGGCCGGGCCGCAGCCCCGCCGCGCGGGCGGAGGCGGAGCGAGCCGGGCCUGUAGCGGCGGGCCGAGGCUGAAGCGGGGCUGUUUCUCGCCGGACAUGAGGGAAAACUUUGAGCGUGAGGCCGGUGGGGCGGAGCCGGCUCUGCGCCGGGAAGCGGGGCUGGGGACCUCCCCCGUCCCUCCCUGCCUGCCUCCCUGCCAGCCGGGCGGGACGUCGCAGCGGGGCUGUUAGAGAUUCCAGCGGGGCGCCCGGCGCAGGGCCGGUGGUCGCAGGUGGCGGCGGCAGCUGGCUGGUUCCUGACGCGAGGGACUGCUUGCGGGACGCUUUACCGAAAAAUGCUAAAAGGAUUGUUAAUUAUACAUGACUGGUGACAUCGUAGAGACUAAGCAAUGCCAACUAAAAGAUCCCAUGGAUUUGUUUCAUUCUGGGCAAGUUGUAAAAAUAUGUGCCCCUAUGGUCCGCUAUUCAAAGUUGGCUUUCAGAACCUUGGUUAGGAAGUACGGUUGUGAUUUGUGUUAUACACCAAUGAUAGUGGCAGCUGAUUUUGUGAGAUCUGCGAAAGCUAGAGACAGCGAAUUCACAACAAACAAAGUAGGUGAUCAUCCAUUGAUUGUUCAGUUUGCUGCUAAAGAAGCACAGGUUUUGUGUGAUGCUGCCCAUAUCGUCUGUCCUUUUGCAGAUGGAAUAGACCUAAACUGUGGCUGUCCUCAGAGGUGGGUGAUGACAGAAGGUUAUGGUGCUUGCUUAAUAAAUAAACCAGAGCUUGUUCAAGACAUGGUGAGACAUGUACGGAAUCAGAUCGACAACCCUAGAUUUUCAGUAUCUAUUAAAAUAAGGAUCCAUGAGGACUUAAAAAGAACAAUUGACCUAUGUCAAAAAGCUGAAGCAACUGGAGUUUCAUGGAUUACAGUACAUGGGAGAAGUGUAGAAGAAAGACAUCAGCCUGCACAUUAUGAUGCAAUUAAAAUAAUUAAACAAAGCAUGUCAAUACCUAUUGUGGCUAAUGGAGACAUUAAAACUUUAAAAGAUGCUGAAAAUGUUCAUCACUUGACAGGAGCAGAUGGGAUAAUGGCAGCUAGAGGACUCUUAGCAAAUCCGGCUAUGUUUGCGGGAUACGAAGAGACGCCUUUGAAGUGCAUCCAGGACUGGGUUGACAUUGCUCUUGAGCAUGGAACUCCUUUUACGUGUUUUCACCACCACUUAAUGUACAUGAUGGAACGGCUAACUUCAAAACAAGAAAAAAAGGUUUUUAAUGCUUUAUCGAGUACCUCAGCAGUAUUAGAUUAUCUGAAUGACCAUUAUGGGGUGUGAUAACUGAAAAGUAUUUUAGUUCGAUGUAAACUUGUAUUUUGCAAUUGUCGAUACAUUGUUGAAGUUUUAAUUGGGUUCCUACUUUUUAGUCACAUUCGUACAUCACGUAAGUAUUUUCAACACAGCGUAACAUUACGAUGAGGGUGAUACUUUAUAUUUUUAGUGUUUUUAUGUGUCAGCAUUUUUCACGCCAGAAAAUAUUCCAGAUUCCACAAAUGGGGAAUUCUAUUUACAGUGCACUACUACACAGAGGUUUGAUUAUUGUAAGACUCCAAUUGCUUACAGCAAUAUGUUUGCAAAACUAGGACCCUCCUUACGUGAAACCUCCUAAAAUAGAAAGACUGCUCAUAAAUAAUACCAAGAAUUUCAGACCAAAAAAAUAAAAAAGGGAGCAAUUAUAGAAGUUUUUGCUUUAACUGACAUAAGCUGUACUUUUAAAUUUGAGUAGAUUUUUCAAGCUUAAAGAUAGUGAGGCCUUGAAGCUCAGCAUAGUAUCCUUUUUUAAAUUAGAUGUUCCUUUUACAGACUAAAACUUUCUAAACGUACUUAGAACUCAGAAAAAUUCCCCACUUCACAUAGUGAAAGAAACCUGGAAUAGAUAAACAAUGACAGACAGAAAGAAAGAGUAAAAUGAAGAAAUAGUUUAAAUUAAGUACAAACUUAGCUGAAUAUAAAAUACAAGACUUGGAAGUUCACUCUAAAUCCAGUUUUGUUUAUCUACUGUAUAAUAAUUAUAUAAAAGAUUAAAUCCCUCUCAUCUACCAAAAAAGAACUUUAUAGGUCAAAGAAAAGCUGACAGAUUCUCUCAGUGGGACUCUUGCAGGCCUUUCUGUCUGCUGGCAUGUUGCUUAUCAAAGCAUGACAGCCGCUUGGCUUUGAAUCUUUGUAUAGGAGGGAAAUAGUAGAAAUUAGAACAAGAUAAUAACGCUACACACCAGCUGCAUUUGUUCUGGCAAGGGAAAUUUCACAAAUAUGUGCAGUACAAUUAUUUGUUAUCAAAUAAUUUGUUUUCUUUAUAUGUUUACACAGAAAUCAUUUAGUUUUCUGACUCUGAUACUUCUAUGAAGAUAAAAAUGAAUAGUUCUAAAUUUUCUAAAUAAAUUGCUUGGGUUUGUAUACAAUUGUCAUUUUUUUUUAUUACACUAUAAACUGACAACCUGGGGGAGGGGAGGUUGGUUUUGAUGCUACUCCCAAAAUCUUUUAAUCAUUUAGAUAUCUAAAUUCUCACAAUUCUUCUAAUGCAAUGACAUAAAAGACUUGAUCGUUUUUUCAUUGCGAAUAUGUUCCGAUUUAGGUAUACAAACAAAUGUUUGAAAGGCAUGUCUAUCAAGUCUAGUUCACGACUGAAGACAGCAAAGUUACUUUUCUGAUAUGGUCACCAUCCUGAUGUGUUAACAAAUGGGAAACUGCAGACAUGCUUUGCUAUCCCAGGCCAACUGAGACAGUCUCUACAACCUAUUUUGGUGUGAUAGGGUCUCUGUUCCUUCAGACAACUGGUUUUUUCACUCUUCUGGGUUGUAAUGUUUUCUUGAUGCUGGAUGAUCACAAUUAUGUAGAGCUUUCCAGGUAAAACCCCAGCAAUGUCUUCUGCAGUUAGUACUUCUCUCUUCUCUUUCUAAUGCCUCACUUUUCCUCAACUAAUAUUCAUCAUGUAAUUUAUGAACUCCCAGUUUUACAGCAAAAGCUCUUAUUUCCCAACUACCUGACAUUGUAUUGGUACUGCUGAAUUUCCAGUGUCAAGUUCAUCCAACUAUAGUGCAAUACUCAAUUCUCCUCAGUUCUGAAAAUGCCUCCAGCCUUCUGCACCAAAAAUAAAAACUAUACAACUCAAUGGUAGAAGAAAGGGAUUCUUGAAAGUAUUAACCAUGCCCUGUGUUAGCAUUUUCUUAAGACCUUUAUGAUUUGGCAAGCAACUGUUACUUGCGGUGAACUGUCCCAUUAGCCAAAAGGAGCAGAGAAUAAAAAGUUAUUUAUUAGAAUCGUAUAACACAAAGACUUUUUUUUUUGUUGGUAAUAGUGGGGAAAUAGAAUUUUAGAGGACUUGAAAUACCU